CGCGAGCCCCUGGGUGCCGUCGGGAGCCGCACGCAGCCUGGACGGCGCCCCACUCUCCUCGGCCAUGUCCGGGGCCCGCCGGCCGAUCCUUCGACGCCGGCCAGACACGCAGCUGGGGGGAUGCUAGAAGGAGCCCGGAAUGCCUUAUGUGGAUCGUCAGAACCGAAUCUGUGGGUUCCUGGACAUUGAGGACAAUGAAGCCUGUGGAAAGUUCCUGCGAAGAUAUUUCAUCCUGGAUACCCAGGCCAACAGCCUUCUGUGGUACAUGGACAAUCCCCAGAACCUGGCUGUAGGGGCGAAAGCAGUUGGAUCUUUACAGCUGACCUACAUCUCUAAGGUCAGUGUGGCUACUCCAAAACAAAAGCCCAAAACACCUUUCUGUUUUGUUAUCAAUGCGUUGUCUCGGCGAUAUGUCUUGCAAGCCAACGACCAAAGGGAUCUGCAAGACUGGGUGGAGGCACUAAAUCGGGUCAGCAAGAUUACGGUCCCGAAGGGUGGAGGUUUACCCCUAUCCACAGAAGUUGGCAAACACCCCUACAAGACUGAGAUCAUUGGUGGGGUGGUUGUGCACACACCCAUUUCGGUCAACCAGAAUGGAGGGGAAGGCUCUGAAGGCGGUGAGGUAGCAGUUCACCCUCUUUUGAGACGCUCCCAGAGUUACAUCCCCAGUACCAAGACGCCAGUUGGACCUCCAGUCCUCAAGAGCGGCUACUGCGUGAAGCAAGGGAACGUGAGAAAGAGCUGGAAACGGCGGUACUUUGCCCUGGAUGACUUUUCUAUCAGUUACUUCAAGUGCGAGCAGGACAAGGAUCCUUUACGUUCAAUCCUCCUGAAAGAUGUGCAGAAGACACAUGAAUGUUUAGUCAAAUCUGGUGACCUUCUAACACGGGACAAUCUCUUUGAAAUCAUAACAAGCAACAGGACCUUCUAUAUCCAGGCCUACAGCCCUGAGGACAUGCACAGCUGGAUCAAAGCGAUCACGGGGGCGGUGCAGGCGCUCAAGAGCUGCCCCAGGGAAAUGCCUUUGUUGAGAUCCAUGUCAGCGAGCAAACGUGGAGGUUCUGCCUCACCCAGCUCAGCUGCAGCUUCCUUCACCAGGCUGAAGCAACUGGGAGAGGAAUCUAAGGCAUCAGGCAAAGGUCCUACGACAUCUGGCUGGCUGCCCUGGGAGCCGGUGCCACAGCCAGAAGGGAAGCAGCAGCCCGUAACGGAGGAGAAGGCCGGUCAAGUGAAAGACUCUGAGUUUGCCCCUGUGUUUGCCGAGUGCGAUGCUGGAGCCUUGCAGGGCAGGCGUCUGCGGCACAGGUCUGAACCGAAGAACUUUAAAGAACACCCUUUCCCCUAUGACCUGGAUGAUGAGAGCAUCCGAACCUCGGAUGUGUGACCUCGCGCGGCUUGCAGGUGUACAUACGGCGUUGGAGACGUGCCCGGAUCCCAGCAUGGGACGUCCUGGGUGGACGUUUGCUAGCUUGCACCUGCUCAGGAAGCUGAGACUGGAGUAACCACUGCCAGGCGACAACUGUAAAUUUGGGAAGGCUGGAAGAUGGGACCAUAAGCUCCACGACCUUCUGAAGGCCGAAGCAAUGAUGAACUAGCUAUGUCUGCUGGGGUUACAAAGCCAAUUGCCAGUCUGCUGAGUUUGCAAAACAGCAGGAUAGAGCAAUCCAGCCCUGCCCCGUAUUAGCUUGGGAGACAGUCAUCAAGUCUUUUCCUUCAUCAGAUAGGGGUGUGUGGGUCUUCCUCUAGGAAGAAGCUGGCCCAUUCUCCAUGCGAUGCAAUUCAUUCCGCUGAGUUUCUGUAGUGAAGCCUUGUUGUCAGAUUAGCUAGAGACCCUGGUAAGGGUAUUGCUUCCCGUGUGUGUGUAUGUGUGGCUUGGUUCACUUCCUGGGGUUAUCUAGACUUUAUUGCAAUAUGUACCUAGUUGCACCCUACAGUGUCUUACAUGCUUGAUCUGUGGAGGGGCUGGCAGAACAGUUCUGUCUUGUGCCAGAGGGUUAGACUAAGUGCCUGUUCAGACAACACUUCAGGCUCUGUGGUUAGUGAAACCGUGGUUCUCUGGGGUUGGCACUAACCACAAGCCAUGCUAUCACACACAACACCUUAAGCCACGGUUAGAGCCAUGCUGCAGACGGUACGACUGGGGUUAGAAAGUGACCAGGGUUUAGCAAAAUGCAUUGCACACGACACCUUAAACCCUGCUGCUUAACCGCAAGCCUUAACCAGCACGGUUUAAGGUGUCUUCUGAACAGGCCCAAUAUGAGCUUCCACUGACAUUCUGACUGGGAAGACACCAUUAACCUCUGUAAUCCUUUCCAAAGACAUUGCGCUGUCUUUUCCCCAAAAACAUCUGGCGGGCACCAGGUCAGGAAAGGCUGAUUGGCUGCAAUGGCUCUCCAGGGUUUCAGGCAAGGAUCUUUCCCAGCCCUGUCUGCUGGGGAAGCUGGGAGUUGAACCCGGGACCUUCUGCAUACCCGACAGAUGUUCUGCCACUGAGCCACGGCCCACUCCCUGCACAGUGGUGCAGCUGUAGUGCAUGGGAGCGGAAACGGGGGAAGCGUUAUGCAUGUCUCUAGUGGGCCACGAAGAGCAUGCGAAUGACAGUAGUCCGUGCGAGAGAGUUUAAGCAUAGCUGUUCUAGAAUUAAUCCCAGACCCCAUGAUUUGGUCUCCUAAAUGAAGAACGGCUCUUCUACUAGCCUCUUACUACCCGGGCUAUUCAGAAAAGGGGACACACAAACUGCACACGGCUCAUUUCUGGGCUCUGACGGGUGAGAACAAGGCAGGAGGAAGGCCUAAUGUUUCACAGUGAGGACUAGCUCCCCUCUUUAAACAGCCUCCCUCCCCCAUAUUUCCAAGUAACAAUCUAGCAA
Messenger RNA from Elgaria multicarinata webbii, 2869 nucleotides. RefSeq names its product pleckstrin homology domain containing A2 (gene PLEKHA2). The transcript is spliced from 12 exons. The record is from RefSeq and is a predicted model, not a curated record. Bases 140 to 1384 code for a protein of 414 amino acids. NCBI's taxonomy places the organism in Eukaryota, Metazoa, Chordata, Lepidosauria, Squamata, Anguidae.